Molecule: messenger RNA, 5626 nt
Organism: Lytechinus pictus (painted urchin)
Lineage: Eukaryota; Metazoa; Echinodermata; Echinoidea; Temnopleuroida; Toxopneustidae
Product: serine/threonine-protein phosphatase 6 regulatory ankyrin repeat subunit B-like
Exons: 2
Coding region: 71-4792 (1573 amino acids)
Molecular function (GO): protein binding
Source: RefSeq, a predicted model, not a curated record
AUAUGCUUGACAAUUACAUCAACUUUUGGUUAUCAACCUACAUCUUUCUUUGACCGGAACUGAUCACAUCAUGAACAAGGCGCUUAUUGCAGCAGUGAAGGAAGGGGAUGUUGUGAAGACAAGAUCCAUUCUUGAGGAUGAGGCACUUAUUGCUAUAAGCCAGGAUGAGGUAGAAGAUACAGAUGGGAAGACAAUCCUCCACAUCGCUUCAGAAGAAGGGCAUAUCGAGUUGGUAAAAUACAUCAUUGACUUGAGGGAUAAGUUUAUUCAGCAGAGCGGGAAUGAUGGCAAUCGUCCUCAAGAUAAGUCUCAGAGUCGUCUUCGGAAUCUCGCUCAAUAUCUGGAUAUCAAUGAGAGUGAUAAUAAUGGUUUUACACCUCUCUACCUUGCCUCACGGUUCGGUCAUUUAGAUGUGGUUGAGUGUUUAGUCAGACAUGGAGCAGACGUAAACAAAGCAACAUCAGAUGGCGAUACACCCCUUUGUAUUUCAUCAAAUAACGGUCAUCAUGAUGUAGUUAAAUGCCUCGUAAGUUCAGGGGCAGAUGUAAACAAGGGCGGGAAGGGUGGAGCAACACCUCUACAUAACGCAUCAGACAAUGGUCAUUAUGACAUUGUGCAUUAUCUCAUUUCUAAAGGAACGAACCUGAAUAGCGUGGAUGACCUUGGCCAAGCGCCUUUACACCUAUCCUCAGAGAGUGGUCACUUUGAUAUUGUAAAACACCUCAUUGAUGAGGGUGCAAACAUCAAGGCAGAAAAUAAUAAGGGGAUUUCACCACUACACGUGGCUGCACAGGAAGGUCAUUAUGAUAUCGUGGAAUGUCUAGUGAAAGCAGUAGUAGAUGUCAAUAAAUCAGAUGAAUAUGGAUGGACCCCUCUUCAUGUAGCGUCACAGAAUAACCACAUAGAUAUUGUAAAAUAUCUCAUUGCUGAGGGUGCAAAUAUUAACGCAGAAAGUAAUAAUCAGAUCUCGUCCAUCUAUCUGGCUUCAAUGAGAGGUCAUCUUGAUAUUGUUAAAUGUCUGGUGAAUGCAGGAGCAGAGGUCAAUAAAUCGACUGAAGAUGGACGGACACCUCUUCAUGUGGCGUCAGAAAACAAUCACAUAGAUAUUGUAAUAUAUCUCAUUGCUGAGGGUGCAAAUGUUAACGCAGAAAGUAAUAAUCAGAUCUCAUCCAUCUAUCUGGCUUCAAAGAGAGGUCAUCUUGAUAUUGUUAAAUGUCUGGUGAAUGCAGGAGCAGAUGUCAAUAAAUCGACUGAAGAUGGACGGACACCUCUUCAUGUGGCGUCACAGAAUAUUCACAUAGAUAUUGUGAAAUAUCUCAUUGCUGAGGGUGCAAACAUUAACGCAGAAAGUAAUAAUCAGAUCUCAUCCAUCUAUCUUUCUUCAAUUGACGGUCAUCUUGAUAUUGUUAAAUGUCUGGUGAAUGCAGGAGCAGAUGUCAAUAAAUCGACUAAAGAUGGAUGGACACCUCUUCAUGUGGCGUCAGGAUAUAAUCACAUAGAUAUUGUAAAAUAUCUCAUUGCUGAGGGUGCAAACAUUAACGCAGAAAGUAAUGAUCACAUAUCAUCCGUCUAUUUGGCUUCACAGAACGGUCAUCUUGAUAUCGUUAAAUGUCUGGUAAACGCAGGAGCAGAUGUCAAUAAAUCGACUGAAGAUGGACGGACACCUCUUCAUGUAGCGUCACAGAAUAAUCACAUAGAUAUUGUUAAACAUCUCAUUGCUGAGGGUGCAAUCCUGAAUGUAAUGGGUAAGGAAGGCUUUACACCCUUAUUUCUGGCUUCAUUAAAUGGUCAUCUUGAAGUUGUUAAAUGUUUAGUGAAUGAAGGAGCAGAUGUGAACCAAAGAGGAAUGUAUCGUUGGACAGCUCUCGACCAGGCUUCACAUAAAGGACAUAUAAACAUAGUGAAAUACCUUAUUUCUAACGGAGCUAAAUUCAAUGGCACAGAUAGCAAUAACCCUUCACCAUUACAUUUAGCAUCGCAUGGAGGUCAUCUGGACGUUGUAAAAUACCUCAUCACCAAGGUAGAAGAUCUGAACUCAUUAGAUGAUAAGGGAGUUACACCACUGUAUGUCGCUUCACUGGGAGGACAUCUUCAUAUCGUUGAAUGUCUGGUGAAUGCAGGAGCAGAUGUUAAUAAAUCGACUGAAGAUGGACGGACACCUCUUUAUGUGGCGUCAAAGCAUAAUCACAUAGAUAUUGUAAAAUAUCUCAUUGCUGAGGGAGCGAACGUCAACGCAGAAGUUGAUUGGAAGAUUUCUCCCUUAUAUCUUGCGUCAGAGAACGGUUACAUUGAUAUCGUUAAAUGUCUCGUGAAAGCAGGAGUAGAUGUCAAUAAAUCGAAAGAGAAUGGAUGGACACCUCUUUUUAUGGCCUCGGCAAAUAAUCACAUAGAUGUUGUCAAAUAUCUCAUUGCACAUGGUUCAAACAUUAACGCAGAAAGUAAUGAUCACAUAUCAUCCGUCUAUUCGGCUUCACAGAACGGUCAUCUUGAUAUUGUUAGAUGUCUGGUUAAUGCAGGAGCAGAUGUCAAUAAAUCGACUGAAGAUGGACGGACACCUCUUCAUGUAGCGUCAGAAAACAAUCACAUAGAUAUUGUAAAAUAUCUCAUUGCUGAGGGUGCAAACAUCAACGCAGAAAGUAAUAAUCAGAUCUCAUCCAUCUAUCUGGCGUCUGAGAACGGUCAUCUUGAUAUCGUUAAAUGUCUGGUAAACGCAGGAGCAGAUGUCAAUAAAUCGACUGAAGAUGGACGGACAUCUCUUCAUGUAGCGUCACAGAAUAAUCACAUAGAUGUUGUCAAGUAUCUCAUUGCACAUGGUGCAAACAUUAACGCAGAAAGUAAUGAUCACAUAUCAUCCGUCUAUUCGGCUUCACAGAACGGUCAUCUUGAUAUUGUUAGAUGUCUGGUUAAUGCAGGAGCAGAUGUCAAUAAAUCGACUGAAGAUGGAUGGACAUCUCUUCAUGUAGCGUCACAGAAUAAUCACAUAGAUAUUGUCAAGUAUCUCAUUGCACAUGGUGCAAACAUUAACGCAGAAAGUAAUGAUCACAUAUCAUCCGUCUAUUCGGCUUCACAGAACGGUCAUCUUGAUAUUGUUAGAUGUCUGGUUAAUGCAGGAGCAGAUGUCAAUAAAUCGACUGAAGAUGGAUGGACAUCUCUUCAUGUAGCGUCACAGAAUAAUCACAUAGAUGUUGUCAAGUAUCUCAUUGCACAUGGUGCAAACAUUAACGCAGAAAGUAAUGAUCACAUAUCAUCCGUCUAUUUGGCUUCACAGAACGGUCAUCUUGAUAUCGUUAAAUGUCUGGUAAACGCAGGAGCAGAUGUCAAUAAAUCGACUGAAGAUGGACGGACACCUCUUCAUGUAGCGUCACAGAAUAAUCACAUAGAUAUUGUUAAACAUCUCAUUGCUGAGGGUGCAAUCCUGAAUGUAAUGGGUAAGGAAGGCUUUACACCCUUAUUUCUGGCUUCAUUAAAUGGUCAUCUUGAAGUUGUUAAAUGUUUAGUGAAUGAAGGAGCAGAUGUGAACCAAAGAGGAAUGUAUCGUUGGACAGCUCUCGACCAGGCUUCACAUAAAGGACAUAUAAACAUAGUGAAAUACCUUAUUUCUAACGGAGCUAAAUUCAAUGGCACAGAUAGCAAUAACCCUUCACCAUUACAUUUAGCAUCGCAUGGAGGUCAUCUGGACGUUGUAAAAUACCUCAUCACCAAGGUAGAAGAUCUGAACUCAUUAGAUGAUAAGGGAGUUACACCACUGUAUGUCGCUUCACUGGGAGGACAUCUUCAUAUCGUUGAAUGUCUGGUGAAUGCAGGAGCAGAUGUUAAUAAAUCGACUGAAGAUGGACGGACACCUCUUCAUGUGGCGUCAAAGCAUAAUCACAUCGAUAUUGUUAAACAUCUCAUUGCUGAGGGUGCAAUCCUGAAUGUAAUGGAUAAGGAAGGAUUCACAUCCUUAUUUCUGGCUUCAUUAAAUGGUCCCGUUGAAGUUGUUAAAUGCUUAGUGAAAGCAGGAGCAGAUGUCAAUAAAUCGACUGAAGAUGGACGGACACCUCUUCAUGUGGCGUCACAGAAUAAUCACAUAGAUAUUGUAAAAUAUCUCAUUACUGAGGGUGCAAACAUUAACGCAGAAGAUGAUGAGGGGAGAUCGCCCGUAUACACGGCUUCAAAGAACGGUCAUCUUGAUAUCGUUGAAUGUCUAGUCAAUGCAGGAGCAGAUGUCGAUAAAUCGGAUGAAGAUGGAUGGACACCCCUUCAUGUAGCUUCAUAUAACAAUCAUAUAGACAUUGUAAAAUAUCUCAUUGCCAACGGAGCAAACAUCAACAUAAUGGAUACCAACCAGAUGACAGUACUAUGUUUCGCUGCAUGGCAAGAUCAUUUUGAAAUUGUUGAAUCUCUAGUGAAUGCAGAAGCUGAUGUUAACAUGGCCACAAAGGAUGGCAAAACAGCUCUUCAUGCUGCCUCACAUAGAGGCUAUCUAAAUAUCAUACAAUAUUUCAUUACGCAUGGGGCAGAUAAAGAGGCACGUGAUAAUAACGGUUGGACAGCUUCUCAUCUUGUUGCAGCGAAUGGUCACUUAGAGUGUUUGAAAUAUCUCCUGAGGAACAGAACUACCGAUGAAGUUGAUGAUAGUCACAACGCUCUUGGUGGAAAUAUACAGACGUUAAAUGGUGUCACACCACUAAUGGUUGCAGCGAGGGGAGGACAUGAAGAAUGUGUUCGGAUGUUGCUUGAUAACGACGCAGACAUAGAGGCAACGGAUAAUGAAGGGUGGACAGUCCUCCAACAUGCAGCAGCAAGGUAAACAACAUAAUUAUAUAGAUAAAGAUUACUAAAUAUCCAGGCCCAUAACCAGGAAUUAUUGCUGGGGUUCUUUAUUACAGAAAAAGUAAACCCUUUUUUUACAAGUUCCAUACCCAAGGGCGAAUCCAGCUUCGCCAAUAGGGGGUGGGGCGAAAAAUAUUUCACUCUCAUUUUCUCUGAUCGGCCGCGUAAAGCUGUUAGGGGGUAAUUUUUAAAUAGGACUAACAUUCUUUAAAACCAUAGUAGCUUUGUUCUUACUAAUAAGAUAAAUUUAGUAGGCCUACCUCACACGGCCUAUAUGCGAGCCAGCGCGGUCUCAAAUUUUGGGAUAUUUCAUGAAUAUUGACAUAAAAAUUGAAUAUUUUGACCAUUUUUGUAAUAAAACAAUUGUGUUUAAUUGUAUUCAAAGAAUUGUUGCGAGCGCGAGUUCAAAAUUUUGAUAUAGGCCUACUGAUCUGAAAAUGACAGAUUAUAGUGACCCAUGAAGAGGAUACAUAUCUCACCAAUCAAAUAAUGCAAGCGCGAAGCACGAGCUAAAAUUUGUUAUUCUUACCUGUAAAAUGGAUUUUCUAAGCACUUUUUUUUAUCAUGACUCGGAUUAUCUAAUACUUAGCAAUUGAUGCGAGCGCGAAGCGCGAACUGAAAAUUUUUCAUUUUUGAGCUGAAAAUUUGAUAUUCACAGUAUCAAUUAUAAUCAUAAACAGGUUAGGUAUCUAACUAAACAAUUGAUGCGAGCGCAAAGGGCGAGCUGAAAAAUAUUUUUGAUAUUCUGACUUUAAAAAUGAUAUUCUAAGAAUUAUUUGUAAUCAUGAUCAUGAUGGAUAUCUGGUCAUUC